Messenger RNA from Xiphias gladius (swordfish), 2750 nucleotides. RefSeq names its product C-X-C chemokine receptor type 2-like. The record is from RefSeq and is a predicted model, not a curated record. Gene Ontology annotation, biological process: immune response; G protein-coupled receptor signaling pathway; neutrophil chemotaxis. NCBI's taxonomy places the organism in Eukaryota, Metazoa, Chordata, Actinopteri, Istiophoriformes, Xiphiidae. The transcript has 4 exons. Gene Ontology annotation, molecular function: C-X-C chemokine receptor activity. Gene Ontology annotation, cellular component: membrane. The coding region runs from base 290 to 1537 and encodes 415 amino acids.
CACUGAGGGGGAUUACAGGGAAACAGGACUCUUACCAGCGUGACCUCCUGUCAGACCUAAGUUAAAGCAUUUGGACAACAGUACUGGGCGUCGUAUCAGACGGUUGCAUCUCCAGCACUGUCACGGAUACAUCAGAUGGAGUUCCGAGGCUCUUCCCCUAUCCGGAACUCUACUGGGAUACUGCUGAACUGACCUGAGGACGAAUUUAAAGGGUCAGCGCACCCAAAUUACGAAAUCAACAAUAAGAACCUCAAAAAGCACCUAUGCCACUGCUGAGGCUAAACGUUUGAUGACGCAGACGCAUGCGGUAAGGUACUGGGGGAAGGAAACGGGGCAUUGGGUCAGUCCUCCAUCAAAAAACCCCCGUAUCUUAUCACUCAGAAAAGAGGAUGUUCUGCAGCACAAACCUGUUUGUCAAGCUGCUGUCAUCCUCGCAAGCUGCCGCCAAACCAGUGCAGGAGUCAUGUCGAUCACCUAUGUCUUUUCUGACGAUUACUUUGACCAAAUCAACGGAACCAUCCCAAACAAUCAAACGCUCUACGUUGAUCCAAAGACUACACCAUGUGAGGCAAAACCGCUGGAACUCACAGCAGCCUUGACCCUGUGUCUCGUCCUCUCAGCCAUCUGUUUACUGGCAAUACCAGGAAACGUGUUAGUGGGCUGGGUGAUCAGCACCAGCAGACAGGCCCUGACUCCAUCGGAUGUGUACUUGUUUCAUCUGACAAUAGCAGAUGGUCUGAUGGCCCUCACCCUCCCAUUCUUCGCUGUAGCAUUGGUCAAAGGAUGGAUCUUUGGAGACUUCAUGUGCAAGCUCCUCAACCUUAUCUUCGAAGCAAACUUCUACACCAGCAUCAUCUUCCUGGCCUGUAUCAGCAUCGACCGUUAUCUUGUGAUUGUGCGCGCCAGUGAGAAUCUCAAGAGUCGCCAGCGGAUGUGCAGCCGGAUUCUCUGUGCAGCAGUCUGGGCCCUCGGCUGUGCCCUCAGUCUGCCUGCGCUUUUCAACGAUGCCACCAAGCUCAACGAUGACUCCGACUUCAUUACCUGCUUUGAAACUUUUGACAUCGGCAGCGCCACCUCAUGGAGGCUUGCCACUCGUGGGUUACGGCACAUUUUCGGUUUUUUGAUCCCUCUGAAUGUGAUGAUAACCUGCUACUGCAUCACCAUCGCAAGGCUGCUGCGCACUCGUGGUUUCCGGAAGCACCGUGCUAUGAGGGUGAUCGUAGCCGUGGUGGUUACAUUUCUGCUGUGCUGGACGCCGUACCAUAUCACCUUGAUAAUAGACACGCUCCUGAGGGCCGAUCUGAUACCAUUUAACUGCGCUGUGAGGCAGUCAGUGAACCUGGCUUUGGUUGUGACCAACACUCUGGCUCUGAUCCACAGCUGCAUCAACCCUGUCCUCUAUGCAUUCGUGGGAGAGAAGUUCAGGAAAAAUAUGAUGCUGCUUUUUCAGAGGAAACUCAGACAGGAGAGGAUGUCAAUGUCAAAGUUCAGCAGGUCGACAUCUCAGACAUCAGAAGGCAAUGGAACUAUUAUCUGAGACCUUUUAUUUUUUUUUUUUUUUUUUUUUUUUAUACAGCAUAACUUCCUAUUUAACAAGGCUUUUAAGUCCAGAAAGGAAGAUGCUCUCCCAAAUCCCACUCUUAAAAAAUAAAGUAUAAUGAAGUGUUUUGUUACCCACGUACUGUAAAUUCUCACUACGGCCUGUGCAAUGGAUUAUAAAUUGAUCUUCAAGACACAGCCAGUGUCAGCAAUAUGAGUAACCAACCAGGAAAAAAAGGGAAGGUUACGAAUGAAGUUUAAACUAAGAUCAAUUUGGUCGAUUUUUCUCUAGGCCAGAGAAGAAGUCAUUUCCGUCUGAGGUCCAAAAAUCUUUGAUUGCCCUGUUUAGGAUAUUUUGGGAUGCGUACAGUACUGUCUCUGAAAUUCUGCCUUUGGAUUACAUGUUACACUGCUGCCAUCUAUUGAGCUCACCGUCACCUAUAUCCACUACUGAAAACUUGUAUUUCCAGCCUCUUAUUUGAUUAAGUCUGUGUUUAUGUUUCUCAUUAAGUAUUUUUGUUGCUUAAGAGUGGAUCAGCCUUUGUAGUGAUGACAUAUAUUAGGAAUCUGUUUUUAACCAAUGUGUGUACUGUAGUAGAUCUUCCUAUGUACUAUCUUUCUAUGUUUAUUUAUAUAUGAUAUAAAUUCAUAUGACCUUUAAAGUUUGUGUAUAUUGCUGUCUUUUUCAGUAAAAGUGAGUAGCUUUGCAACCUUCCCUGGACUGACUGAUUUAUUCCUGUAGACUUGUGGUUGGUUCAUAUUCACAGGGGGUCCUCCUUACCAAUAAAAUUAUAAAUAACUCAUCUGUCUUAUAAGGAAAUAAUCAACAAUGAACUGGGCAACCUGCAUCUGCUGAUUAAUAUCUUGUGGUAUGAUCAAAAACUCCAGGACAACUUCUAAUGGACAUUGUGGUGACACUGCUUUGAAAUCAACUUCUUUAAUGUUGAUGCUUUUGAAUGGAGCAAUACUGUAGGAUGUAUAGUCAGCAUGAAUAAAGAUACAAAAUAUGAUUGAUAUUUACAUUUUGUUUAAAGUAAAAUUUACAACCAUUGCAACAGUGUGGACCAGCUGGAUGCUCACUGAGAAAUGAUUAUUAAUUAUUAUUAUUACUGUGAUUUCACUGUUUUCUGUUUUCCAAAUGAACACAACUUAAUUAACUGGUAUGACAUUAACAUUAGCUACAAAAAUGAUUUAAUACAUUUUUUUUUCAA